AUGGAAUACAUAGGAAACAUAUAUGAUAAAGUGCUAUCUGGCUAUGUAUCUGCUCAUGUGUUAAAAUAUAAAUCAUGGGAAGAAAAAUUAAUAGGGAAAGAAGCAUGCAAAAAUGAUAGUGAUUAUAUAAAGCAAAAUUUAGAAGAGAUAUUAGGGACGUUUGUAAAAAAUGGAAAAUUUUCACACUCAUUAUGGGAACAGCAUAAAAUGUUCAUAGGAGAUGAGGGUAUAUAUCUUUUAGGAGAAAUUAUAACUAUUUGUCAAAUUGUGCAAUUUGUAGAUUCCGAUGAUAUUGAAAAUGUUAAAAGUAAUGACGAAUUUAAAACAAAUUUAAUAGAUGAAUUAAAAAAAAGAUUAAUUAUAAAAAAAAAAACUGAAAUAUUAGAAAAAAAAAUAAUUUCUAAUAUAUCAAUGUGCAAUGGUGAUAAUAAUUUUUAUAAUAAUUAUUAUGAUGAUGAUAUUGAUGAGGAUGAAGGUGAUAAUAAUAGUGAUUAUGAAAAUGAUAAAAAUAAUAUUGAUUCCAUUGCAUCUGUUUCAAAUAGCACUAAACAUGAUAGCAAUGGAUUAGAUUCCAAUAAUAAUAAUACAAAAUUAAAUGAUAAAAAUGCGGUAUCAAAUUUUGUAGAAAUGUUAUGCGCAGGAAAAGCUAAUAAAUAUGGAUUUUGUGAAUAUGAUCAUAAAUUUAAUGAUAAAUAUAAUUUAAAAAAUAUAAAAAAUGAAUGUAAAUCUUCUAAAUCAAUCGAACAUUCUAUUUUAUCAUUUUCAGAAGAUUAUGAUCAUAAAUAUGUAUGCCUAUUGCUUAAUAAUUCAGGGAUACAAGAAGUUAGAAUCUUAAGGUUUAGUAAAGAUUGCAUAAAUACAAAUAAAUUAUUAGAUACCUUAAAAGGAACAGUAACAUUUUUAAAUGAACUUCGACAUUUAUUUAAAUAUUUUAGAUCACAAAUUUUUUUUAAAGAUAAAAUUUAUGGAGAAUUUUGUGCAUAUAUUAAAUUUCAUAAAAAUGAUCCAAAUUUUAGUGGCACAAAAGCAUUAAAUGAAUUUUUUAAUUCUUUAAAUGAUAAUGCUAUUAAAUAUUUAUUUUUUGGAUUAAAUGAAGAUAACUUAAAUUUAUUAGAAGAAGCUAUUUCUUACUGUCCUAUUGCUACUUUUUCUUUUUUUAAAAAUAUUAAGCUUCUUAAAAAUAUGAAUGUUAAUUCAGUUCGUCGUACUUGGAAAGCAGUUUGUAGCUUACAAAAAUUAUAUAAAAAUUACAAAAAAAUGCAAGAACAAAAUUUUUUAGAUGAUAUUAAAUAUAAUAGUGAUGAAUAUAAUACAACAAGUAUACAUCAAAAUAUAUCUAACAAUGGACGUAUUUCUUUAUCUCAACCGCCAGGUAAUAGAAUCUAUUAUAAUCUAAAUGAAUCUAUUUAUAUAGAUGCAUUGAAAGAUAAAAUACAUUCUCUUCUUCAUGCGGCCUCUUCCUCUACUUCUAACAUAUUUACUAAUUCAAACAUAAUAUAUACUAGUACUGAAUAUAUAACUAACCCCAUCUCUCUUGUAAAAUGUGACUACAUUUCUAAAGACGCUUUCAUUAGAAUUAUUAACACCUAUAGUAGUAUUUAUGUUAAUUGUAAAAAUUACAAUUUCGAUAUUCUUGUAGGCAAUAGUAAAGAAAAUAAAAACGAAUUGUUCUCUGACUACAGCAAUAAUAAUAUAGAAUAUAAUGAAAAGCCAUUUUCUGGUUCAAAUAAUUGUAACAAUAAUAUGCAAAGUAUAUAUAAUAAUAGUAAUAACAAUAAUAAUAAUAAUAAUAAUAAUAAUAAUAACAUGUCCUUAGAUUUAUAUAAUGACGAAAAAUCAUGUAAAAAAAAUGAUAUAAAUAAAUUAAAUGGUACAUGUUUGUAUGUUGUUUCAGAUGAAGGUAACUUUGAAAUGGAAAAAAAAAAUUUACGAAUGACCAAUAACAUGUUAGAAACAAAUAAUUCAAUAGAAGAUAAUAAUAAAACAUUAUUAGAAGGAUCCGAUAAAUUAUUAACUGAAAGCACAUAUAAACCAUCUCAUGAAAAUAAAAUAACAAGAGAUAAUUCAAUGGACGAUUUAAGAAUCAAUAUGGUUAAGCUUUUUAAAACAUAUGGUGGUCAAUGCCGUAUUGGAAAAGUGCAAGGUAGAUGUGAAGAUGCAACUUUUCAAACAGAUACACCACCAGCAUUUGGAAUUUUUGAUGGAGUAGGUUCAUGGAGUUUAGAAGGCAUAGAUGCGUCGAAAUUUUCUAUUGGCUUAUCAUUAGCAUGCCAACGUGAAGCUGAAAAAAUGUCAAAAAAUAUUAAUGGAUAUGAAAAUGUAUCAUAUAAUACUAUUAUUAGAUCGAAAUUAUUAUUAAAAAAUUCUUUAGAAAGCGUGAAAAAAGAAUAUGCAGAUGCAUAUGGUAGUUCAACUGCUAUUGUUGGUAUUUUAGAUGAAUACACAGGAAAAUGUGGAAUAUCAUCAUUAGGUGAUAGUGUAUGUAUGAUUCUAAGAAGAGAAUUUCUACCAGGAGAUAUUAAUUUUGAAAGAGAAACAUAUCCUAAAUUUCCUGUUGAAUCUUUUUUAUAUGUAAAUAGUAAAGGACGAAACCCUUCAAUUAUUAGAAAAAUUAUAUGGAAAACUACUGAUCAAAAAUGGGAAAAUGGAGCACCAUAUCAAUUAUCUAAUUUACCAGAUCGUAGUCAAUGGAAAGAUUUAGAAGCAAGAGGAUUACAUAGUUUUGUAAAAAUUCUAGAAAGAGUAGAUAUAGAAGGAGAUUCACCAGAUAUGGCAAUAUCACCUCCUUCAGAAAUUUUAUGUAUGCCUGGAGAUUUAAUAUUAUUAAUGAGUGAUGGUGUUUGUGAUAAUUUAUUUGAUGAAGAAAUCGAAGCUUAUUGUACAUUAGCUAUAAGCCCUGAAGAAGCAUGUGAAUUAGGAGAUCCUAGUGCAUAUACAUCAGCACAAGAUAUUGCAUAUUCAAUUACAAAUAUAGCAAAAAGACGAAGUGGUGAUAAAUUACAUUCUAAACCAUUUUUACCAUAUCCAGGAAAAUAUAGAGAACCAAAUAAAAUAUAUAAAGGAAAUAAAGUGGAUGAUAUUUCAUGUGUAGCUAUAUGGGUUGUUUGUGAAAAUGAAGAUAGUGUAAAAUAUAUAGCUAUGAAUCCAAAUGAACCAUCUAUAUUAGAAACGGAUAAAUAUUAUUCAAAUAACUAUUUACAUCAUUUUAAUAAAUUAACAGAUAUGUGUACACCUACUAAAUCAUUUAUUAAAGAAAAAAAUAGAAUCGAACGUGUUAAUUUAAAACAUAUAAAUACAAAAAAAGGAGAAACACAAUCUACAUUUUCUAACUCAAAUAGUACUAAUAUGGUGAAUCCAUUUAAUGCCAGUUUCUUUGAUUCAUCAGAAACUCCAAUCAAAUUUAAUGAUGAACCCAAAAAUAAAAAUUAUGAAGAUUUAAGUGAUAUGGUUUUAAGAGAUGCUGAUGACGAAGAAAUGGAAGAAAACUACCCUGAUAGUAAUGACAUAGAAUUUGAGCAAAUUCAAAGCUUUAAUAAAAAAGAUUCAAAAAAAAAACAAACAUUAUUACCAUCCCAAGAAGGCGAAGAAGAACAACAACAAUUAUUAGAAAAUGAUCCUCUUUACUCAAACACCUCAAUGGAUGAUAUGAUUAUGAAAACACCAAAUAACAAUAUGUUAAAAGAAAAAUAUAAAGAUCAAAUUUUUAAUCAAGAUGAUGAUUUUGAUCACACACCUAAACAAAGAAUGUUAGAACAAAAUAUAGAUGAACAUAUAGAUAUAAUAAAUAAUAUAUAUAUAAAAACUCCUUUAUUACAUGUUGAUAAAACUAAUAAAGAUAAUUCUAAAAAAAAUAAAUCACCAAAUAAAUGUAAAAUUAAAAAUAAAAUAAUUGAAAAAAAAAUGAUGCCAUUAAUGUGUCAUGAAACUCCAAAAAAACAAAUUCAAAAAAAUGAUGAAAAAGAAAAUAAAUCAACAAUAGAUGAAAAUUAUUAUUAUGAUGAUGAAAAUGAUGAUCUUAUUAAUAAAGAAAAUGAAAAUAUUGUUACUAAUUUUGAAGAUAGUGAAACACAGAUUAAAACUCAAAAUUCUAAAAAUUCAAUGCUCAAAAUUAAUAAAAAAAUAGCAAAUACAAAAAGAAAAUAUAAUUUUAGUCCAGGAAAGAUAGAAUCAGUUAGUAAAAUGAAUUUAUAUUCAAAGAGAUCCAAAAAAACAUAA
This is a messenger RNA of Plasmodium yoelii, 4215 nucleotides long. Its product is annotated as protein phosphatase PPM11, putative. The record is from RefSeq and is a predicted model, not a curated record. Lineage: Eukaryota; Apicomplexa; Aconoidasida; Haemosporida; Plasmodiidae. The transcript has a single exon. The coding region runs from base 1 to 4215 and encodes 1404 amino acids.